Molecule: messenger RNA, 4904 nt
Organism: Hylaeus anthracinus
Lineage: Eukaryota; Metazoa; Arthropoda; Insecta; Hymenoptera; Colletidae
Exons: 2
Coding region: 519-1388 (289 amino acids)
Source: RefSeq, a predicted model, not a curated record
GUAGAUACGACCCUUACCGCACAGCCAUGGAGACCGGAUUCCGCACGCAAUAGUCUGAGUUUGCGCGGUGCUUGCGAAAGGCGCGUCCUGGCUCCGUCGCCGUUGCGGUCGGGAUUUUACUCGUCGACGAGCUUCCGUGCUGGAGCGUGCGCGUCCCAUCGCACCGUGAAAGGGAGACAGAGAUAAAAACGAAUAGAAGCGGCUAUCUCGUUUCGCGUCCGGCCCGGCCAAACACCUACGACUCCAAAACAAAAGGGAGUGGACGCCUCUCCGUCCGCGGAAGGGUUAAAUUAGGGCCGUUUUUUCGCCCACGAAAAUGUAACGAUCGAGUGGACCGGUAUCAGUCUGAAAAUAGGCUCCGUAGCGUGGUAGAAGGGGGGAGAAGGAGAGAUCGCUCCCCGUGUUCGUAGAUCGCGAGUGAAAGCAUCUCGGCGAGAAGCUCUCCAUGGCGUGAAGAGUCGACACACCGGUGGGAACCAGUACUUGUACGUGAAAGCUGAAGCUCGACGAGAAUCAGGAUGCACGCGGUUGGAUUGCACUCGGCGCUGGCCAUCAAGCGUCAAAGAAACCGUCGGGAUGAGCAGCGUCGCGCCCGUGAGCGCCGUUAUAGCGCGCAGUCUGGCGAGAGCGGCCUGACAUCGCCCAGAGCAUCGACCGGUUCCUUGGACCAUCACUCGAGACACCACAAAUCUGGACACCCGAACCGUUCAGCAGGCCAAGGCAUGUUGGACACAAAGGUGGUCACGUCGAUCGGGAUGCUCCACAUCGGCGUGGUGUUCCUGGUCCUCGGUGGUUUCCUUCUGAUGAGCGGUUUGCUGCCAGGAGAUUUAGCCCAGUGGGGCACCAAGGCGUCGGGAGGUUGGUGGAACGAGCUGGUGGCGAUCGGUUUGUUCGCCAUCUUGGUGGGGAUCUUUCUGAUCAUCCUGAACCGAGUGAUCGCUAAAAAGGAAGAGAACGACUUGGAGGAGUACGUGCAGAGGCAACUGACCAGAUCCAGGUCGGGGCACAGGCUGGAGAGGGACGCCGAGACCGGAGGAUUGACCACCAGGCACGCCAGAAGAGCGAGACAGUUGCAGCAGGUUGCUUCGAGCGCUUCCAUCGAGACGGAAAACGAGAAAGACUCGGCGUCUCCGCCUAGAAGUCCUCCGCCAGCUUACUCGCCGCCACCCACGAUGAACGGGGAUCACCAGGCCGUACAGUCGGCUCUGUACCUCGAACAGAUCACCGAGGAGGAGAUCAUCAGCGAUCGCGUCGAGACCUCGACGACCAACAGCCUCAGUCCAGGCUCGCCGAGUGAGACUAGAGAAUUGUUGCAGAACCCUCGAUACUCGAAACAGAACGGGAAUCCCCAGCAGGCUCAUCGUCCUCUCUACGUAUCCAGGAUCUAGGCGGCUGGGGAAGCUCCGACGUCCUUUCAAUCGAGAUUCGAACGAUCGUCUCACAUACAAGGAUCUCAUAUCGGGAGCAAAUUCGGCGACGCGACUUCCACCACAACGAGUGCUUUUAUAACUCGGUAUCGUGGAUAAACGGUGUGCUUUCUACCUUUUUCACAUUAAUUAUGUCAAUCGGCACGAACGGAUCAGCAACAAUCGAUUGAACGAGCUCGACGGUGACAGGAAUUUGCUCAGAAAUCGUUUAAGAAUGUGAGUUAGAUGUUAGGGAACGGAUGUUGAGCAAGGGGUGAGGGGGAGGGGGGAGGUAAAAGAGGAGAAAGGAAUUAAUCACAGAGAAAUAAUGUACUUCGAGUUGAUAAAACAUUCGAUUAUAUUCCGCCAGCGAUUUUCCAUAUCUUAUAACGGAAGCCGAUGUUCCUCGAACUUAAGUACCGCUACGAUAAGCUAACAAGUAAGACGAAACUCCGAGCUUGAAUUUUUGACGGUCAGACUUCGAGAGUUAUCGAGAUCUCAUAAGUUGAUCGCUCGAGGCAGCUACUUAAGACUGUUCGAUGUUAAAGAUAUCGCUACUGUACUAUACAGCUAGGCCGCUAUUGCAAACUUCUCCCAACGAAAGGCUUUGCCAGAACGGGGAUUAAACAGGGAUGAUCGCAGAGCUUGAACAGUGGGACCAAGCUUUUGUUCUCGAGUUUUUGCUGCGAGAGCAACAGUUGGAAUACGCAAACACCACAGUAAUUCCGUUUAAGCUGGACGAGUAAACAACAAGUCUUCGAGCGUGAAAUCAGAGCCUAGCACACAGUAGGUUCGGGAUAUAUACUUAUGAGAACCUUGCAUUGACGAAAUUCAGAUGAUUAAAGCGGUUGUAUGCUCUUGAGAUCAGUUUAUGGUUCGAUUAUAGUAAAUAAUACGUUUGAUACAAAGAGUGUUUCGAUUUAGAAUUUAAUUGGAUUUAACAGUAGGAGGAGACAAAAGUAACAUAAUCGAUAAGUAUUAUUUUUUUUAAUUGAAUAUAAAUUAUAAAAUUUUGAAAAAAAUGUUUUUAGUACACUUCAACAAUGGGGUUACUUUCUAUAUUCGUUUUGUUCAUAAAUGUAAUUAUAAUAUAUUGAAAUUAACUGCUCUUUUUGCAAAGUGUUACAGUUGACACAAACUAAUGUCAGUUACAAUUUGAUGAAAAAAUUAGUUCAACAAUAUCUUGAAAACUGCUACAGAUUAAAAAGAACUCUGUACUUACAACUAUCUGUUAUUAGUUUUCAACAAAAUAAGUAAUUUGUCUAACUGUCAAACGAAAUUAAAUUUGAAUGAGUUAUUUUACUUUUACUACAAUCUAAAGUUUUGUUAAUUUCGAUAUGUCAGUUAAUAAUUUUUUUCAAUAAAUAUGUGAGCCUUGAUGAUGUAUUAGGUAGACUGGAAAGUGAUGUCGUUUCUUUUACAUAAAAUUCAAACAAAUUUUUAAUAAAUUUCUAUUUUUAAUUAAUUAUAUACAUAGUUGCCCUUGUUAUCAACAGCAUUUUACCAUCUAGUAUGAAAAUUUUCAAUGCCAGAUCAAUAAAAAUCAAUGAGCUGAUGAACGAUGAACAAGUAUUUAAAAUUACAAAACGACAUUACGUUCACACAAGAAAAUAGUGGCUUGGUAUAAUUAUUAAAUAACGUAUUGCACUAAUAUCAUCGAUGUUACUUCUGACACCUGUUACUUUUGAUACCAGUCUCAGAUUAUCAUUUACGAUUAACGAUUAUCGACAUAAGCGUGACGUCAUUAAUCGUUAGACGAACCUGUAAUUAAUGAUCGUUCUUCGGUAGAUUAAACUAAUAAUCUGUUUGAACUAAUAAACAGACUAUUCGGAAAAUUAAUCUCCUGGACAAUUGAUAAGUUCUUCCUCAUCGAUGAGGCCAACUAGCUGUCAUAAUGCUCUUUGCACUAAUACUAUUAUUUAUUAUGCAACAAAAUCUUUUUAAUAGAUCUUUUUAAUAUCUAAAAAAGUGUCUGAUCUUCGCAGAGGUAAACGAUCUCAGACACCUCUCAAUAUCUGCAAGACCCUGUGCAAAGCUGUUGCUUUUCCUAACGAGAAGCCUUAAUCUGAAAUUUCUCGCUCAAAGACGAAUAAUCGGUCUCUCUGUACGAAUUUUCUAAUUUUUCGUAUUAUACAAACUUAAACGCACGCAAUCAACUAUCAAAUAAAGAACGAAAUGAAAUGGCACGAGGUGAUCUACCUCCUCGAGAAUGCUGUCCGGUAAACGCUACUUUUCACUCGAAUACGAUCCGUCUCAUUCAGAGUUCGAGAUCCUCGGGGAAUCGCGUUUCAACGCGAUUGAUGUUCAAUCAGCGAUCGUUCAAGCUGAACAUAGUCCUAUUCGAAGCAAUUUCCUGUGAGGAAGUCCAGCUGGAACGAUACGGAACGUCGAAGGACACGAUAUCCUCCUAUGUUACCAGAGGAAGAUGUCUUGCGAUGUCGACGGCCGAUAGGAAAUCAAUUUUCCUCGACGAAUCACGGUAGUGAGAUCAUUGUGUACAUUUCCAUUCAGGAGUUCGCGUAAACGAGAUCUCGAUAAUUUCAGUCGCAAACUGCGCCCGCGAAGUUCCCAGACCUCGAUGCGUGUGACGACAGAUCACAGAGUUUAAACAAAUGCAAUGACACGCGUACCAGUCUUUUGAUAUCGCGACAAACGCAAGCUCGACGCUUCUAUUCGUUAAAGAACAAAAUGAGAAGAAGGUCCUAAUCGUAAUCCUUAGCUACCGUUUCGCGGUUCACUUCGUGUAUUGAUCGUUGAUUCGUUGACGCCCUGGGAACGGCGAGUCGACGGAAGAGAAUCAAGAUUCAGCGGGUUUGCAUCGGCAACGAACUACGAGGAAAAUGAAGAAUAAAAAUCACUGAAAACGGAGGUUUGGCAACUGGUGAAGAAAAAAUGCUUGAAAUUUUUAGAAAAAUGCGAUGCAAGUGAUGCUGACAAUGUAAUUGUUAUUUUUUUUUGUGUCAGGAAGGGUAUGGUCUUGGUUGCGAAAAUAUUUCUUCGAAGAAUUUGUAUUUUUAUAUUAACGUAUAUUAACAAUUUAAAUUAAUUUAUACUUCUGUGACUACUGUAUUGUGGCUAUUAAUGCAAGGAAAAAAUUUCUUGAAAUUUUAUAUUGCCACUUCUUGAUAGCUAUACAAAUAUUCAGUAAUAUUUCAUUGAUUAUACGUACAUUAAAUCGUUAAAUGAGUCGUUCAAUGACAUUUAAUAACAUUUUAUCAGUUUAAUUGACAUUACUAUGGUUUUGAUUUCAACAAUAUACUAAAAUAGAAUUAAGAGUAAGAAUUACAAGUAAUAGUCACUUUGCUAACAUCACUCGAACUACUUUAUUUCAAUGAAAUUUCACAUUUUACAAUUCUCAAGCUGCCGAACUUCUUUCGUGAGCCAUAGAAACACAAAUGUGUUUAGUUGCUCUAAGUAAUGAUGAAUAAAUACGUGCUAAAAAAUGGGCAGAUCGUCCAAAUUUGUUUGCCGAUACGAGCACUACUCUUGAUUGCGCUA